Messenger RNA from Culicoides brevitarsis, 894 nucleotides. RefSeq names its product probable cytochrome P450 6t3. The record is from RefSeq and is a predicted model, not a curated record. Bases 1 to 894 code for a protein of 297 amino acids. The transcript has 4 exons. Gene Ontology annotation, molecular function: iron ion binding; oxidoreductase activity, acting on paired donors, with incorporation or reduction of molecular oxygen; monooxygenase activity. Lineage: Eukaryota; Metazoa; Arthropoda; Insecta; Diptera; Ceratopogonidae.
AUGGUGGAUAUAAUAUGCAAGCUAAUUUAUAACAUUGAUGCAAACUGUUUGAUUGAUGAGAAAUCACCAUACAGAAAACUCAAAAAUGGCCUGUUUAAGUACUCAAAAGUCACGGAAUGGGUAUGGAAAAAAUGGAAAACGAAGAGAAACGAUUUCGUGUGGCGCAAAAAUCUAAUGCAAAUACUAAAAUCCGGAGACAAGUCAGAACUAAGCAUUUUAAUGAGAGCUUUAACGGAACCGUGUGAUCAAAAUGAUGUUGAAAUUCAUGAAAUGAAGACUUUGGAGAAAAUUUUACGUAUAUUGAUCGAUAAAUUGAGACAAUUGUCGUCAACUUUAAUUUUUUGUCUGUAUGAACUUGCCAAAAAUCCAACGGUACAAGAAAAGUUAAGAGCUGAACUGAGAGAAAAUUUCUCAGAUGAUUGUUCAUACUUAAUGGAAACAAAUACUUUUUUGCACAACGUGAUUCAAGAAACUUUACGUCUUCAUCCAAUUUCGAGUGUUCUGAGGCGAGACUGUGACUUUCCCGAUGAUGAGGAGGAAGGAUAUUCGUUGGCACCCUUCUACAAAUAUAAAGUCCCGCGUAAAAUGCCGUUUUUAAUACCGGUUCAUGCGAUACUCAGAGAUGAAAAGCUCUUUACAAAUGCAGACAACUUCAAUCCAGAUAGAUACUCGGAAAAAAUUCACGAAAUUCUCCCGUUAUUCUUAAGUCAUCAUUUAGAAGGAUCAAAUACGACAAAAUUCGUCGUUGCUGUCAUAAAGCUUUUCAUUUGCAAUAUUAUUCGUAAUUUUAAGAUUAACUUAUCUGAUGACCAGAAUGACUCCAUUAACUACAAUCCAAUGUCAGUCAUGCUUCUACCAAAUGAUCUAAUUUUAAUGUUUCUUGAACAAAUAUAG